CCCCCCACCACCCCCCUCCAUUUACACCCAUGAUUUAGAAAAUACGUAACAUUUUCUAGAUUAGUAUAACGGCAGGAAGGAGGGGGCAGGCGGGGGGAGGGUUAUAGUAUUAAAUUCGAGAUAAGUUGACCGCUACCAGUCAGCGGACCUAGAGUAUAGGCAACUUGACCGACCGCGUGCACCCUUACACAGAUAAAACCCUGCGUGACCCCCUAAAAAUUUAGUAUGUUGAACACAACCAAGUUAUAAACAUCUAACAAUGUCAGAUAAAAUCUUCCAAGAAGAAUUUGACUGCAUCAAAGAUGUGAGAGAGGGAGAUAAUGAGGGUGAACAUUUUAAAUACUUGUAUGAAGGAGAACAAGAUAAGAAAGAAGAAUCUGAGCUGGAAUGUCCUGUUUGCUACAAUUUAUGUAUGCCACCAAGAAUACCAAGAUGCGAAAACGGACAUCUAAUCUGCUACACGUGUAAAUGCAAACUUCCCACACCCCUGUGCCCAGUGUGCAGAGGACGUUUUUUAUUAAGACGUCCUCUGAUCGCCGAGGCGGUUGCAAAGCUUAUCCCGUUCCCGUGUAGGAAUGCGGGCAAGGGAUGUCUAGCACAGUUACCAUGGAGAACUAGACAGAUACACGAGGUUGAGUGCGAGUACCAACGGUUUUACUGUCCGUUGCUGACAUGCCCCACUGAAACCGAAUCCGUUGAACUGCUUCAGGAUCAUGUAGAACAGGUUCACCGGGCAGGCCCAAGCCAAGGAAUGCUUUCUUUCUAUAAAGAAUUCAACUCUGCAACAAUGAGUACAUACAUCUCUCCUGAUAUGAACAUGAUGGUUAUCCCGGGUUUAAGAUUUUUCUGGUGGCAACCUCAGAUCUUUCUGAAAGAACUUCCCUGUUUCUUCAUGGUCUUAAGAGAAGUAGAUUCGCAGAACAUGAGCACAUACUUCUUUUGGCUCUGGAUGGCUGCCGCCCAGUCAGAAACGGAAAAUUUUCAGUACAGGAUCUGUAUUGAGGACCCUAACCCUACAACUACCCCCAGAGAAGGAGGACCCCUCUUGUCUAAAUCUGGUCUCCUUGUCAACUUUGUCUCUGCUCCGGUCAGCCUCCAGACCUCGAUUGAUGAAAUCCAGGAUCUCAACCUCUGCCUUAAACUCACGGAGGAUCAAUUUCAUCAUAUUUUAACAGAUGGAGGACCAAACUGUGAUCAAGGCUGUCAUAAGGAUUGCCAGCAUAUGAAAUAUACUGUUCUACUUCGGAAACAGCGUAGACCAAGAUGCGGCUCAGGAACCCCGGUCCCAAAACAAAACAUUUUGAAAUUGUAAAAAUGAAGGUCAAACCCCCUUGUCUAAAAAUAACCAUCUUGGAACUACAAAAUGCGGCUCAGGAACCCCGGUCCCAAAGUAAAACUUUUGAAAAACAAUGGUUAAAAAUGCUGCUCAGGAAUCCCGUCCCAAAAUAAAAUAGUUUGGAACUACAAAACUUCGGCUACGAAACCCAAACCCCCAAAAGAAAACAAGCUGUAAAAAUGAUAUUCAGACAAUUUAUUUGUUGCUUUUAAACACUUGAGCAUAUGCUGUUUUUGCGUAUUUUUUUUUAUCUUGUAUAGCAAAUAAAUUAUACCAUUAAAACAUCUAUUUUUUCGAUAAAUCUUCGAGACGUUUACAGAGCAGUUUUAAGACGUGAAAAGUGUUAGAAAACAAUAUGUUUUUAAUUAUAUAAUAAUUUUCUGGUCGAUUAAUUCCUCCGUCAAUAACACAAAAAUCUGGAAGUAUGUUUUGUUUUUAACCAUAACUCUUCUUAUUGAAAAGCUAUGAAGAAAAAAGAAGUUUGAAUAUAAAAUACGUAACAGGAAUUUACUUUUCACACUUUGUGUAAAAUCAAAACUAGAGGAUCUAAAAGGUCACAAGGUCGAACCUGUAAUGUCGCAUAAGUUUGACAUUCUCCUUCUGUCAAGUUCAGUGUGAUUGUAGUGGAUGUUUCAACGAUGGUUUCAAUAAAAUGUUCUGUGUAGGAUGCUAUUUAGAAGUAAGUACCCGCUGACAUAUAUGGCCGAUUUCUUAGACGUUCUACCAUAGGUAGAACCAUAGUCACACUACGGUUACGCUUUACCAGAGCAGUGUAGAUACUAGAUAGAUAGAUAGAUUCGA
Molecule: messenger RNA, 2137 nt
Organism: Eurytemora carolleeae
Lineage: Eukaryota; Metazoa; Arthropoda; Copepoda; Calanoida; Temoridae
Product: E3 ubiquitin-protein ligase Siah1
Exons: 7
Coding region: 260-1312 (350 amino acids)
Biological process (GO): multicellular organism development; proteasome-mediated ubiquitin-dependent protein catabolic process
Cellular component (GO): cytoplasm
Molecular function (GO): ubiquitin protein ligase activity; ubiquitin conjugating enzyme binding; zinc ion binding
Source: RefSeq, a predicted model, not a curated record